Molecule: messenger RNA, 2526 nt
Organism: Oenanthe melanoleuca
Lineage: Eukaryota; Metazoa; Chordata; Aves; Passeriformes; Muscicapidae
Gene: CALU
Product: calumenin
Exons: 7
Coding region: 90-1034 (314 amino acids)
Cellular component (GO): endoplasmic reticulum
Molecular function (GO): calcium ion binding
Source: RefSeq, a predicted model, not a curated record
CGGGGGGCCGUGCGGCGUGGCGCGGCGCCGACUUCCGGUGCGCGGAGCGGCGGCGGCAGCGGCGGCGGCGGUGGGGACGGCCCAGCACGAUGCGGUUGGCGCUCCUGCUCUGCCUGGCCGUCGGGGCGCUCUGCGGCUCUGCCAAGCCCACGGAGCGCAAGGAGCGCGUGGUGCGCGAGGCGCCGCUCAGCGCCCGCGAGCACGACGACGCCCAGAGCUUCGACUACGACCACGACGCCUUCCUGGGCGCCGACGAGGCCAAGAGCUUCGACCAGCUCAGCCCCGAGGAGAGCAAGGAGCGCCUGGGGAAGAUCGUAGGGAAGAUAGAUGAGGAUGGGGACGGGUUUGUGACGGUGGAGGAGCUGAAGGCUUGGAUCAAGUUUGCCCAGAAGCGCUGGAUUUACGAGGACGUGGAGCGCCAGUGGAAGGGCCACGACCUCAAUGAGGACGGGCUGGUUUCCUGGGAGGAGUACAAGAAUGCCACCUAUGGAUACAUCCUGGAUGACCCCGACCCUGACGACGGCUUCAACUACAAGCAGAUGAUGGUGCGGGACGAGCGGCGCUUCAAGAAGGCCGACAAGGACGGGGACCUGGCGGCCACCAAGGAGGAGUUCACGGCCUUCCUGCACCCCGAGGAGUACGACUACAUGAAGGACAUCGUGGUGCAGGAAACCAUGGAGGACAUUGACAAGAACGGCGAUGGCUUCAUUGACCUGGAGGAGUACAUUGGUGACAUGUACAGCCAGGACGGCGACGCCGACGAGCCCGAGUGGGUGAAGACGGAGCGGGAGCAGUUUGUGGAAUUCCGGGACAAGAACCGGGACGGGAAGAUGGACAAGGAGGAGACCAAGGACUGGAUCCUGCCCUCGGACUACGACCACGCCGAGGCCGAGGCGCGGCACCUCGUCUAUGAGUCCGACCAGGACAAGGACGGGAAGCUGACGCGGGAGGAGAUCGUGGACAAGUCAGACCUGUUCGUGGGCAGCCAGGCCACGGACUUCGGGGAGGCGCUGGUGCGGCACGACGAGUUCUAGGGGCUAGUUCCAGCCUCCAUGGCUAGCUCUAGCCUUGCUGGCUAGCUCCAGCCUCCAUGGCUAGCUCUAGCCUCCAUGGCUAGUUCCAGCCUCCAUGGCUAGUUCCAGCCUCCUUGGCUAGUUCCAGCCUCCUAGCUAGCUCUAGCCUCCUUGGCUAGUUCCAGCCUUGCUGGCUAGCUCUAGCCUCCAUGGCUAGUUGUAGCCUCCAUGGCUAGUUCCAGCCUCCAUGGCUAGUUCCAGCCUCCUUGGCUAGUUCCAGCCUCCAUGGCUAGCUCUAGCCUCCUUGGCUAGUUCCAGCCUCCAUGGCUAGUUCCAGCCCCCUGGGCUAGUUCCAGCCUCCUUGGCUAGUGGGAGAAGCCCCACGGUGGCUCCAGGGCCGGGGCUCAGGAUAGCCAAACUCCCCCGGCACCUGGGGCUCGUCUCAUUGUGGGUUUUCCCCGGAUUUUAAUGACUUUUGGUUAUUUUUGUAUUGUUUGGUUUUACCACGUGUGGAAACAGCUCCCCUGGCGCAGGGGCAGCCCCGGGGGGGAUUGGGAAAUUCAGAGGGGCUGGGAUUGGAAUUGCAGUUGGAUUAAAAAUUGGAAUUGGAAUAAAAGUUGGAAUUGGAAUUGGAAUUGGAAUUGGAGUUGGAAUUGGAGUUGGAAUUGGACUGAAAUUUGGAUUUAAAAGUUGAAUUGGAAUUAAACGUUGAAAUCAAAAUUGGAAAUUGAAACAGAAACGGAAUUGGAACCAAAGAAGUGAAAUUGAAUUAAAUGGAAACACUGAUGUGAAAUUGGAGUAAAAAGUGAAGGUUGAAAUGAAAAUCCAAACCCAAGGAAACCCCAAAAACCGCCAGAGCAGCAGCAGGGCCCGGGGGUGACCUGGGGUGCCCCAGGGAGGUUGGAGCCCCCUCCCUGUUGCUGCCCUGUGGGAUCUGGGCAAGACCCUCCCCCAGCCCCCUCCAAGUGCCUUGAAGCCCCCAGACCCCGGGUGAGGCCCCCCUGUCCCACCCCGCUCUGGGGCAGCUCCCAGGGAUUCUCUCCUCCGCUGUUUGUCCCCCUGCAGCUGCUGGAGCUGUUUGGGAUGGGCCCAGCCAUCUCCAGAUUCACAGGUUUCCCUCAAAUCCUUCCCCAAGGGUUCCCAAGGGCUGACCAGAUCCUCUCAUCUCCUCCUGCUGCUCCUUUUCCUCCCCUCCCUAAAUCCAUGGUGAGUGGCUCGGGAGUCUGGUCCUGUGCAGGGCUUGGGGUGCUGGGGGUGGUUUUGGACACCAGGGAUGGUUUGGGGCACGGAGGUGAUUUUUGGAACCCUGGGAAAGCCUCUGGAGGAGCCACUCAGCCCCACAGCAGCCCCUCUCCCAACACCCCCGAGGAUCUGGGGCCCUGGGACAAUUCCUGCCCUGGAAUUUUCGCCUCCUCUGGGUUGGUUCCUCUGUUUUCUCCUCGGGCUGAUUGGAGGGAUCUGGAUGUUGGAACUCAAUAAACCUGUUCAGCCCCCAUGGGCCGAGGGGCACGGA